UCCUUUUCCUUUUCCCUUCUUUUUGCGUUUUUUUCAUCAUCAUAUAUAUCAUCAAAAACUCAUUUAUCUAUCUCUCUCUCAAAACCCACCACCGUGUUCCACUUCCCGGUGUCCCUCCGGCCACCACGUUGGUCCAAAUUGAAAACUAACACCACUUUUGAACUCAUCUUUCCAUUCUCUACAAAACCCAUAAGUUUAUUUUUCGUUUUGGAGAAAUUUAAAUUUUGAGCCUCCACAUUUUCCGGCCACCACGAGCCUCCUCUUGAGAAACUAAUCCGACCAAUCUCGUCCACUCUCCACUGCGGCGUGCGUCUGCCGUCUUUGUUCCUCCUCAAUGUACAAUCCUUCCUUAAUCCAUUUUCUGUGAUGCAAAUUGGGUACUUUUCAGUUGCCAAUUGAAUUGGUUUAUUGGCUACUUUGAUGCUUGCUACUUAAUGAAAAUAAUAAUGAGUAUUGUCAAAAUAAGUAAUACUUUACUAAAUUAUCCCUAGAAGUCUAUAAGUUACUGUAUAGUAAGUUGGUAUAAUUGGUUGGUUUCCUUGAGAAUAGUGCAUAUAGUAAUAAUAAUUAGGGAUACAAUUAGAAAAUAUUGCAUUGGAAAGUGAGAAUGACAUUCAUUUUAAAACAAAAUUUUAUUCCUAAAGUGACACUUAUUCUGAGACGGAGUUAUGUAACUUGUGUUGUAUGCUGCUGUUCAAAUGUGAACCUUAGAAAUGUGAACUGAAACUGCAUUGCCCUGAGUUUGAAAGUAACUUGCAGCCACCAACAACUGAAAGUGCAAUUCUCUUUCAUGAAGAACACUUGAGAGCCUGGCUUUCAAUUUUUAGGCCAUGGGGUUUCUAAGGUUUAUAAGAAGGUAUAAUUACCCUUUCAAAGAUAAAACUCGAAAUAGAGCAUACUUAAUUCAGCAUAUUCAAAGAAGAGGCUUCUCAAAAGAACAAGUGUUCAAGGGCGAUGAUGCAGUGCUUCCAGUUCUGAUCAUUGGUGCAGGGCCUGUGGGUCUUGUUCUCUCUAUUCUCCUUACAAAGUUAGGUAUUAAUUGCACAGUUUUGGAGAGAAACAAGGCAUUUUCAAAACAUCCACAAGCACACUUCAUCAACAAUCGAUCCAUGGAGAUAUUCUGCAAGAUUGAUGGCCUUGUUGAAGAGAUCCAAAGGUCUCAACCACCAGUAGACUUAUGGAGGAAGUUUGUAUAUUGCACUUCCCUUUCUGGUUCAAUUCUUGGAUCUGUAGAUCACAUACAACCUCAAGAUCUUGAGCAUGUUGUCAGCCCAGUCUCUGUAGCACAUUUCUCACAGUACAAGUUAACCAUGUUACUACUCAAGCAACUUGAAAAUCUAGGCUUCCAAACAUGCGCACCUGAAAGCUCAGAAGGAAAUAAGCAGUUCCGUGACAAGAAAAUAUUGAUGGGUCAUGAGUGUGUAUCCAUUGACACCAGCAAUGACUUCAUAACCGUAACUGCGUCUUCUGUAAAUAAUGGGAAGCAAGUAGAAAAGAAUAUCCGUUGUAAUAUCCUUAUUGGUGCAGAUGGAGCAGGAAGUACUGUGAGAAAGCAUGUAGGAAUAGAUAUGAGAGGUGAGAAAGACUUGCAAAAACUUGUCAGCAUCCAUUUUCUUAGCAAACGCCUUGGACAAUUUUUGCUUAAGGAAAAUCCCGGCAUGCUCUUCUUUAUCUUUAAUACUGAAGCAAUUGGGGUCCUUGUUGCUCAUGAUCUCAGGCAAGGAGAAUUUGUUUUGCAGAUACCAUUUUAUCCACCUCAGCAAACAAUUGAGGAUUUCAGUCCAAAGGCAUGUGAGAAGUUAAUCAGCAAACUUGUUGGUCGGGAGUUUGGAGAUGUGGAUGUAAUUGAUAUAAAGCCAUGGAUUAUGCAUGCUGAAGUUGCUGAGAGGUUUGUAUGUUGUGGCAACCGUAUAAUACUUGCUGGUGAUGCUGCUCAUCGAUUUCCACCCGCUGGUGGAUUUGGAAUGAAUACUGGAAUUCAGGAUGCACACAAUCUUGCCUGGAAAGUUGCUUCUGUGAUAAAGGGUAUUGCCCCAACUUCAAUGCUAAAUACCUACGACAUGGAACGUAGACCAAUCUCUGUAUUUAAUACAAGGUUAAGUCUGGAAAACUAUAGAGCUGCCAUGUCUGUUCCUGCUACACUCGGUCUCAAUCCAACUGUUGCAAACACAGUUCAUAAAGUUAUUAUUAAUGGGGUUGGUUCCAUCUUGCCAUCUGGAUUGCAGAGGCUAGCUUUGGAUGGAAUUUUUGCUAUAGGCCGUGCACAACUCUCUGAAUCUGUUCUAAAUGAAAGCAACCCCCUUGGAUCCUCAAGGUUGGCUAAGCUAAGACAUAUAUUUGAAGAAGGGAAAAGUCUUCAACUUCAGUUCCCUGCUGAAGAUCUUGGUUUUAGGUACCUACAAGGUGCAAUUAUGCCAGAGAGUAGUGAUGUUGAGAGUUCCCCACAAGUACCCACAGGUCGUCGGAGGGACUAUAUCCCUUCAGCACAACCAGGAUGUAGACUGCCACAUAUAUUUGUGAGAGUAAACCGAUUAAGCAAGGAGAUGGUUUCUACGCAUGAUCUUGUGUCUGGAGAUAAAGUUGAGUUCGUUCUCAUUAUAGCACCUGUAAAGGAAUCUUAUCAUUUAGCUCGUGAAGCAUUCAAGGUGGCUGAGGAACGACAAGUUUGUCUCAAAGUGUGUGUUUUUUGGUCUACUGAUUCUGGUGUAGGACUUGAUAAAGGAAGUAAAGAAGCAUUAUCACCCUGGAAGAAUUAUGCAGACGUUGAUGAAGUUUGUUCAACAACUGCAAAUUGGUGGGAUAUGUGUAACAUGACAAACAGAGGCGCUAUUUUAGUUAGACCCGAUGAACAUAUUGCAUGGCGUACAAUUUCAGGACUUGCUGGGGAUCCUAGGGCGGAAAUGCAGAGGGUUUUUUCUUCUAUACUUAGAGCACACUAAUAAAAUAAACAUACAAAUUUGUAUUGAUUCUUACAGGAGUACUAGUGUUUUAGGUAGAUCAUAGUUAUCAUGUGAUGCCUGUGCACGCUAAUGUUUUAUAAAAAAAAUGUAACGGCUUCUAAUAAUGAUGAAACAACCAGGUUGUUUCAAGUGUUAUAUUCUUAAAAUUUUUAGUGUAUUUAUAUAAUUUUUAUUUUAUUCUGAA
Messenger RNA from Trifolium pratense (red clover), 3144 nucleotides. Its product is annotated as putative polyketide hydroxylase. Gene Ontology annotation, molecular function: FAD binding. The transcript has 11 exons. Lineage: Eukaryota; Viridiplantae; Streptophyta; Magnoliopsida; Fabales; Fabaceae. The record is from RefSeq and is a predicted model, not a curated record. Bases 831 to 2939 code for a protein of 702 amino acids.